AUGGAUAUUAUUUCUAAUAAAACCUAUACAGAUGUAAAAGUAGAAGAAUAUGAAUAAAAUGGAUGGAAUUUCAUAUUCACAAAAGCAGGAAUGUAUAAUACAUCUGAUUUAGAUAUGCUUUAAGAUGCAUUGACACUUCAAGGUAUACCAGAUAUUACUAAUGGGAAUAAUUGUGCUUUAAUUUAUAAUAAAUAAUUCAAUUUUGGUUUCUUUGUUAAUCCUAAAGAUUCACUUUAUCUAUGCAACUAUUAAUAAAGAUAACAAAAUUAUUUAGACAUCAAAAAUUAAUUUAGAACUAAUAAAAUUAAUUACAUAUCUGUUGUACCUGAAUAAGCACAACUUAAACAUUCAAAUAUUUGGAAAUAAAAAUAAAAUGAAGAUAUUAAAAUUUUAAAUAAAAUCUCUGAUACUUUCUAUUGCUCUCCAUAUAAAGGUACUAUUGUAGAUGGAGAUCAAAUUAAAUAUUAAUUCCAAAGAUUCAAAACUAUUGAAGGAAUUAAAGGUAAAUCUAUUUUUGAAAAUCAAUUAAAUGAAAAUGUAAUCAAAACUGAAUUAGAUUAUCUUACUCAUAUCUUUUAAAAUAAAUCUUUAUAAUUUUAUUCUGAAUAUACAGAAGAAGAAAUACCAUUAAACAAUUUGACUUAAGUAUAUAUGUAAAAUAAGAAAGGAAAAUCCCAUUAAAUGGGCAUCCUUCAUUACCUUAUAUGAGGAUGAAUUAGGAGAUAAUGGAUUAGUUACUUGUGAAUUCAGAUUCAGAGUUAUGGCAGAUUGUUUUUUUGGUUUAAUUAGAAAUUAUCUAAGAGUUGAUGAUGUUCUUAUAAGAAUACUUGAUACUCGUAUAUAUCAUUAAUUUGAAUGGGAUUACAUUCUGAGAGAUUAUACACAUAGAGAAGCAUCUUGGGGUAUUUUUGUGUAUUAAUUUUUAGAAAACAUCCAGAAAAGUGGUUUUCAUUUCUCUCCUUAGUGGUCAACAGAUUAAAAUCAAUCAUUUCUUAUAUAGAAUUCUGUUCCUAUCUAGUUGCACAUUAAUGAUAAAAUAUAUUUUAAGGUUGGAUGA
This is a messenger RNA of Paramecium primaurelia, 1057 nucleotides long. The record is from the annotation of a GenBank genome assembly. Lineage: Eukaryota; Ciliophora; Oligohymenophorea; Peniculida; Parameciidae.